AUUCACGCUCGGUUCUAUGGUUUGUUCUUAAAACAAAAACAACUCAUGGGGCAAAAUACUGGUUCUCUGUGCAGGUUCUAUACAUAGUAAUAAUAGGUCAAUGGGUUUUACCCGAUUACCGGGGAAAUGUUAAGGUAUCUUGAUUUUAGCAGUUAAUAUAUGAUUCGGAUAUGUUUCGACUCUUCCGAAUCAUAAUGCGUUAUUGACUCGUUCCGUUUUAACUCGGGCAUUUUGCUUUCGUAUGUCUGGAUGUUCUCUACAGGUCGCAAUUCUUAACCGAUUCUCGUGAAGUUUUGGAAUUGGAUUCUAUGAGUAAAUAGUUUUUUUGUCGAUCCAAUUUUUGGAAAGUUUUCAUACUGCGGAAAUUAGUUUAAAGGACUUAAGCGCCAAUAGCAUCUAUGGCGCAUAAGACCAUUGUGAGUUCACUGUGAUAACGACUCAACGAACAGUCUAUUUCACUUUAAAUAACAUUUUCUAAGCUUAAUGCAAGGUACAGCUCACAGAGCCACUAGCAUAUUUUUUGCAUAUUUUAAAAGUGUGUCUUAACAUGAUCUCUCUUCAUUUUACUAAACAUUUGCAUUGCUAACAUAUUUGUAUUUUCGACAAUAUUUAUUAAUACUUUUUCCUCCUUCCUUUUCCAUUUUCUAUCCAAUACAUUACUUACUCCUUUUUCACGUUACCUACAUUUCCAAAAUUCAUAUAAUAUUAUUAUUAGACAAUUCCUUUCGCAUUCUGUUUAUAUUUAGAUAGUCCUUUUACCAUCCUGAAUAAUAUUUCAUAACAUAACCAUUAAACGUGUGUACCUGCCAUGAUAAAAAAACAUUAUUUCUUAUUUUUUGAUAUACGUAGGUAGCGCCGGUCUACUUAUUAAUAUGGUGAACUUUGAAAUUGCUAGGAGUGCUCUUUGACUGUAUAAACUGUGGGACCCGUUCAAGAACAAAUUAUAAAUUGGAUGUCUCUGAAUUUUAUUGAGCGCAGAUUACUAUUGAUAUUCCAUUUAUGGCGUUAAACGUCGCCAAUUAGCGGCACGACACUCGGCAAGCAGACGACACAAAGCUCCCGUUACGGGCGUUAUCCGUAUGAAAGCACACAAGUUGCUGUUAUGUUGAGGGCCACUAUGUACAGUAUUCAGGCAAAGAUUGUCUUGUCAAGAGCCCGAGAGCUCAGUGCAACGCGCCCCGCGGUACAGGACGGACGCCCCAUGCCGCGUCGAUGCCGCCCACGCUCCUCUGACGUAUCCGAUACUCGAACAAAAAGUUUCCAAACUCAAAUACUUUCUUCCGAAUGAACAACUUUGAUAUGAUACGUUGAUGUUGGACGUUGAGGACAAAAAAUAGUGAACGUUAAUGGAUAUUAGAUAGUGUCGGAUACGGUUUUGAAAGAUUUUUGAUGAAAUGUGAAUGCCUAAAGUAAAUAUUUAGCUUUCUACGUCAGCUGUGCGAGUGGUCCGUGUCGGCUGUGCGCUUUCAGCUCGAUGCGCGUCCGGAAAGGGGGGAGGGAGCAUGCUGCUGCACCUCUUGGUACUUAGCACCGCCCUCGCGGCAGCUACCACCGGGAAGCACGGAGGGGUAGAAGUGCCAGAAUUUGGAGAGCCGAUCACAAACCUAACGAUACCCAUUGGGCGUGAUGCUACUUUCAAAUGUAUCGUCGUCAACCUCGGAAACUAUAGAGUCGGCUGGGUGAAAGCAGACACGAAAGCCAUCCAAGCCAUUCAUGAGCACGUGAUCACACACAACCCCCGCGUGUCCGUGUCGCACGCGGACCACUCGACGUGGUAUCUACACAUCAAGAGCGUGCAAGAGGAAGAUCGGGGGCAAUACAUGUGUCAGAUCAACACGGAUCCUAUGAAGAGUCAAAUGGGCUUCCUAGAGGUGGUGAUACCACCAGACUUCGUGCCAGAGGAGACGUCUGGUGACACGAUGGUGCCGGAAGGUGGCACUGCCCGGGUGGCGUGCAAGGCCCGAGGAGUGCCGUUGCCGCGGGUGAUGUGGAAACGCGAGGAUGGCCAGGAAAUCGUGGUACGAGACCAUACGGGGUCUAAAACUAAAGUACUAACGUACAACGGCGAGGUACUCAAGCUUACGAAGAUAUCCCGUUCGGAAAUGGGCACAUACUUGUGCAUCGCGGGCAACGGCGUCCCGCCUACGGUCAGCAAGAGAAUUCACAUCAGCGUACACUUUCACCCAGUGAUCCAAGUGCCGAACCAGUUGGUAGGCGCCCCGCUCGGCACUGACGUCACGCUUGAGUGCUACGUGGAGUCAUCACCCAAAUCCAUCAACUACUGGGUUAAAGAUCCUGGUGAGUUGAUAAUACCCUCGGAGCACCACGAGAUGACGGUGAGGCAGAAAUCCAUGUUCGAGGCGGAGAUGACGAUGACUAUCAAGAAUAUCCGACGCGACGACCUGGGCAGUUACAUCUGCGUUGCCAAGAACUCACUCGGCGACGUGGAAAGCAAGAUUAGAUUAUAUGAAAUACCUGGAAACGACAGGCACGUGUACCAGUACCCGGAGGAGCGGAUCGUGCCCGACGACGACUACGGAACAGAAGUGUACGAGGACGAGGAACACGAGGAGAAGAGUAACCGGGUGCCCGACCGGGCCAACAAAUGGUACGCAAACGACGGAAAGGUCGUUACGGCGGCUAACGACGCGGCCAAACCCGCAUUCGCGAUAGCGAUCUUCCUAACUGUACUCGAAACACUAGUGGUAUAAUUUUACGUUGCGUAUCUGUGCUAUUUUUAGGCCUAGUAGGGUCGCGAAUUUAAUUACUUAUCGAUGUCGAUAAGACAUUAGUCUUUUACGUACUUGUUCGUAAUUUUCUCUUGUCUUACCUACGACGAUACGCACUAAUCGCGAUCGUUAUCAUGAUUUAUUUAUCAUUAAAAAUAACCUGGUUCUAAAUUACAUAUUCAUAGCGAUUAUGAUUUUUCAAUCUUGGAAGCCCAUAUUUUCAAAAACCUGUAUGGUAAUUUACUACUUGAACGACUCUCUUCUUCCUCGCGUUGUCCCGGCAUUUUGCCACGGCUCAUGGGAGCCUGGGGUCCGCUUGACAACUAAUCCCAAGAUGUGGCGUAGGCACUAGUUUUUACGAAAGCGACUGCCAUCUGACCUUCCAACCCAGAGGAUAAACUAGGCCUUGUUGAGAUUAGUCCGGUUUCCUCACGAUGUUUUCCUUCACCGAAAAGCGACUGGUAAAUAUCAAAUGAUAUUUCGUACAUAAAUUCCGAAAAACUCAUUGGUACGAGCCGGGGUUUGAACCCGCGACCUCCGGAUUGCAAGUCGCACGCUCUUACCGCUAGGCCACCAGCGCUUCCCGCUAGGCCACCAGCGCUUCACUAUUUGAACGACUACAAACUAAUUAUUUUUAUUCAUCUAAUUAACCAUAAGAAUGCCAAAUCGAAUAAAAAUAACGAAAUAACGACGAAGUAUAUUUUUAACAAACAAAAUUGAUUUGAUAUAGUAUAAUUGAGUUUACAUUAACAGGGUAUGAUUAAUUUUAUACACCCGACAAAACUGAAAAAUCAUUCAUCAGUGACGUCAUCACCAGCCGAAAUGGAGUAAUAGUCAAUAAUUACAAUACGGAGAAAAUUCGCGCAAAUUGUGCAUCGCAGCUUUGUAAUUAAAAUAAGAUUUAAUAAAAUGUAUUUUAUUUUGGAACAUUGUAUUUACAAUAAAAGCUGCAUACCAGUGUCGUAAUUCCAUCAGCAUGUAACGUGAUAAUAACUAGUUUUAAUGUGUAUAUAAAUUAUAUUAAGGGAAUAUCUACAGUGUUGUCUAUAAUAGUUAUUCAGAUAUCUACAUAUUUGUUAAAUAAUAUAAAGGAGCGGUGUAAAUUAAGGCAGUUUAUAAAUUAAUGUAACUUGGGCCUUGUAAAUUGCAAACAUUAUCUUAAGUAGAGUUUAUAAUUUGAUUAAUAAAUAUUUUUUAUGGAACUCAUGUAAUUCAAUUGUAUAUACUUUGGGAAUGUUAAAUAUCGUAAUUGAAUCAAGAAUACUAAAUAUCUAAAUAUGUAACUGUCGGAAAUGUAAUUAAAGUAUACUUAAUUAUGUAAUCGCUGUACAGAUCCAAGACAUUGACGAUGACGGUGGGAAUCGCGACAGAAAAAUUCUUACAGAAACGGUUGCGACUAGCGAUGGGCAAAUUCUGAAUCAUUUCACAUAUUUCCUUAACGGACAUAUUUCAAUUGUUGAUAACUAUAGAAUUGACAGGAAAUGUUCCUGAUAGAAAUGUUACCGAAUAAUUUUUUCUUUUUUUUGUAAAGUCCCCGCUGCUUCUGACGGAUUGCCGGACGGAUUGUGAUCGGAAAAUGUGAGAAUUUGUGGCAGUAACCGCGUCACCAAGGGGUAACCGUAACUGGUUGUUAUACGAUGGACGGUAGUUCAAGUACACGUUAAGCUGCGCCCUUUUUUCUUUCUUUGUUUUUUGUAACAUAUAUUUUGUUUUGCUUGGUAUAUGUAUGUUAAACAUGUAUAUGGUUAUAUAUUUUCACAUUAUUUACAAUAGUAAUUAUUUUAUUUCCCAGGUGUGAAACUUUAAACCUUUGGUUUCAUGUUUAAGAAGUUUCAACACAAUCAUCAGUCAAAUAUGACAUUAACGGUAUGGAAAACUCUCGUCUGGCCAGUAAUGUUAAAAGUAUAAUAAGAUAUCUUUGUUUUCAUAGAUAUCACUAUACUCACAUUAUAUCAGAUACUUUACACCUGAAAACUACAGAAACUUGAAUAAAAUCAAGCGAAAUUUUCCAUUGGAACUUACAGAAUGAAAUUUAAGUGAAAAUUUCACUUUGGAAACUUACUGCAACUUACUGUAAGCUGCUCAUCACUAGUAGCGACACACCAUCAACUAUGGAUCUGACCUAUGGGACUUCUUCCAGCAUACGAAUUGAAAUACACUUUAAAAAUUUCAGUUAGCCUAUUUAUAUUAUAUUAAGUUUAAACUAUGUAUAAGCCCAGUCAAUUAUAAUUGGGAACUAACUGUACUUCUAUGAAUGCUAUUUACUUUGUGAAAUUACUACUAGAAACGCUAAAAUGUUGUAUUAUAAUUUUAUAUCACAGUACAAAUUGCUACUUACUCGGUGUAUUUAUCCUUGUAUGUUAUGUGCGGAAACGAAACUAGUAAGAAAGCUACAGUAACUUAUUUAGUACAAAUAUAAAAUAAAUAUUUUCAAAACCUGUUCACGAGUAAUAAUCAUUGCCUAUUAGAAAUAAUACAUACGUUUGCAUGUCCCAAGGUUAACUGUAUCAGUAAAACUUUUAGGUAUAUAAUUAUAGACUUUCAAAUGACACAUACUUGAUUUGGUAAUAUAGAAAUGCUGAAGUCAGUGUAUUGGAUUUAUACGGUAUGUUCUUUGUUUCCGCUGCUUAGCCAUGUUGCAACGUUGACAGCUUAUGUAAAUUACAAAUGUUUAUUAUUAAAUCUAUAAACGAACACAGUUAAAUCUUGCAUAGAAUUCUUUCCUGUGUCUUUAAACAAUAAUAAGUCAAAGCUGGUAGCAAUGCGUUUACUUCACUGUGGGCGCAUUGAUCUAAGUAUUAAAUAGUGUAACCAAAUAUGAUAUGUAUAAUUUGAAAUGAACAAUGUAAGUUUACAUCUUAAUCGUUGCAAACAAAUGAUUAAAUGAAAGCCGUAAGUGAAA
Molecule: messenger RNA, 5631 nt
Organism: Cydia pomonella (codling moth)
Lineage: Eukaryota; Metazoa; Arthropoda; Insecta; Lepidoptera; Tortricidae
Product: lachesin-like
Exons: 9
Coding region: 1503-2711 (402 amino acids)
Cellular component (GO): neuron projection
Source: RefSeq, a predicted model, not a curated record